Messenger RNA from Eublepharis macularius, 897 nucleotides. It is a transcript of the gene REC8, whose product is annotated as REC8 meiotic recombination protein. The record is from RefSeq and is a predicted model, not a curated record. Gene Ontology annotation, molecular function: chromatin binding. Gene Ontology annotation, biological process: synaptonemal complex assembly; mitotic sister chromatid cohesion; replication-born double-strand break repair via sister chromatid exchange. The transcript is spliced from 10 exons. The coding region runs from base 1 to 897 and encodes 298 amino acids. Lineage: Eukaryota; Metazoa; Chordata; Lepidosauria; Squamata; Eublepharidae. Gene Ontology annotation, cellular component: synaptonemal complex; cohesin complex.
AUGUGCGGAAGCAGCCUAGAGGUUACACCCAUCCCGUUGAAGCCUGGAUUGGUGCCUUCUCCCCAUUUGCCCCUUGUCUCGCCCAAGCGACAGCCUCCUCUGAGCCCUGAGCUCCACCUGCCUGAGUAUGAGCCAUCCCCAGCCCAGCCCAGCCGGCGGCGGCGACGGAGGCAGUUGCGCUUUGUGGAUGAGGUGACACAGAUACCCCGGGAAGAAUUCCAGAAGCAGAUCUCAGACGUGCAAACACAAUGUCAGCCCCUGGAGACGGUGCUGUUACCAGCUAAGAGGCCGAGGACCCCAGCAGAACUCUUGGGCACUCCGACAUAUGGAUGGAUGCAUCCCACCCUCCGUGGCCUCUGGACACGAUGUGCCAACCUCCAGCGUGUGGAUUAUGCCAGGCAGAGAGCGAGGGAGGAAGAAGUGGAGAGGAGGGAGGAAGAACAGCAGCGGCCAGCAGAGGUUCCCAGUGAGCUUGAGGAGCUUCGAGGUGCAGAAGAACCAAGUGUGCCUCUUGUGGGUUCCUCAGAAAUUUCCCUGGAGACCACCGAGGAAGAGCUCCGCCCUAGUUUGGUGGCAGCCGAGGAGAGAGCCUUUGCUGAGCCAGAGGAAGCAGUACUGCCUGUGGUGCCUGAACUCCCUGAAAUAAGUUUUGAGCUGCCGCCGGACAAGGAGAUGCUCACCCUAACUGAUGUGCGCAGGCUGGUAGCUGCCAAACUACAGCAGUUCGAGGAGAUAGAGUUCAGCCAGCUGGUGCCUUUCACCGUUUCCCAGGCUGUCGCCAGCCGAUUCUUCUACAUGUGCUUGGUUCUCGCAGGAGACCAAUACCUGUGCCUGGAGCAAGCAGAGCCCUUUGGCCCGAUUGUGAUCAAGCCCGGUGCGCAGUUCCAUCCAAGCUAG